GGUGCUCGCAGUGGAGGCGACCUCACGCCGCACCUUGGGAGGGAGGUGUUUGGCCACCAGCAUCGCUGUGCAAAAGGUGUGUGCCAUCGUGGCGUGUGCCGUGAGCAUUUGGAUCUACACCUCCAUCGGCCGCAUGGCAGAGGCAUCGGAGGAGGUGAGCCCAGCUGCGACAGCGCUGAGCCAUUAUCAUGUCUCCUUUUGGCGAAGCUGCUCCACAUGCACUUACUUCGUCGGCCUGCUGGUGUUGCAGCUCAUUUUGGGCGUGGGGAACUUCCUGCUCUUCGUGGCAACUGCGGUCACUGUCAUAGUCGUCAUGCGCCUUAUUUGGCGAGAUAUCAGCAAGGCCCUGCACAUCACGUACGAGUUCGCGCCCACACAUCCGCGGACAAGGCGUGCAGCGCAGCAGCUGAAGAGGGCCAGGAUCGUAGUCAGGCGCCAGUUGGCGGGAGUGGCGGUGAACGCCGUCGCCAGCAGCAUGCUGCUGCCGCUGGCUGUAAAGACGGUACUGGAUGGGCGGGGCUAUGUGGAUACCACGGACCUUGCAACCAGUGCGGCGAUUCAGGUGCUGGACUCCCUGACGUGCGUGGCGGCCGCCUUGAUCCUCUCGGGCGGCUACAAGCGCCCGAUCCGGCACCGGCAGCUGCAGAGCUCGGAGCAAUGCAGCUGCCAGUUUGCCACUGUGGAGUCCUUGCAAGGGGCGCCGGAUCUGACGAGUCAGUUAAGUGCCACUUGCAUCGGGCGGGCUUCUACCGCCUGGUCCAUGAAAGUGGCAGAUCUGGCUGGACGGGGUGUGACGCUGAAGGAGCUCCUCAGCUUCUACAGUGAGUUGAAGACCGUGAUGCCCCACUUCAAGGCUUCCAUACACACCACGCACGACGUCGUGCGCCAUGCCAUUAUCCCGCUGACUAAGCACAAGCGGAGCUCCUAUGUCCAGGCCUGUAGCGAUGACAGAUGUGGGCGGCCUCACAAGAUGGUGACGCACUGGUGGGGCAAUCGCUUCGUCGACCUUGUGGCCGCCGUUGUGGCAGAUGCUUUGGAGGAGUCAAGCUAUGGACUGGUGUCACGCUUGAUGCAGAAGGACAUCGGGAUCGUCGAGAAGAUUCUGGACGAGAGCGGGCACUUGAUGGACUGCUACUGGAUUUGUGCCUUUUGCGUAAACCAGCAUGCGUCCAUUUGUGGCCAGAAUCACGACAAGGACUCGGUCACGGGGCAGCCGCACCCGCUGUGCGACUGCGGUCUGCCCAAGUACUACGACGGUGACGAAUGCGAAAUGAACAAGUUCGACGAGAUGAUGGCGUUUUGUGCAGCUCGUGAUCCCAACUUUUGCCAAGUUGUUGCCGUGGACAGCGACUUUGGGGUCUUCACCCGGGCGUGGUGCAUGGCAGAAAUGGCGCAGGCCAGCAACCUUGGCAUCACCACACACUUGAAGCUGCGAGACAAGGAGGGGCUCAUUCGGACAGGCGCUCGCUUGAGAGAUCUGGAUGUCCGGGAGAUGAAGGCCUCGCGCGUCGAAGACGUGGAGCACAUUUUGGCCAAGAUCCCGGACAAGGAUGCAUUCAACGCGGCUCUGCAGAAUAUCAUUUUUGACAGCCGCUCCGGCCUGCUGGCUGCCUGGCGCGAUCUAGACUCCUCCCGGCAGAUGGGAGAAGCUGGACGCCUCCUAUUUUGGACUCAUGCCGAUGCAGGCAGCGGGACGGUGUGGAAGUGCUGGGACUUUUGAGCGCGAUACCUGCGGUGGAAGGACGGCGAGAAGUUCCCAGUGUGGCAUGCGGCAACUGUGCGUCGACAGGUAUGCCCAGAGAUGUCCACAAUGCUUCGUGUUUAGCACCAAGCUGCGCUGGCACAGCCUUUUUUGAAUGCUUUCGGAGCUUCUCGGAACCCAAGAUUUCAGAAAGGAAGCUCCACGUUUGCCUUUCUUCCACGGCCUGGGCCCCAGCGAUUUGCUUUGAGAGAGCAGCAGCUGGCGAUCUUGAAGCCCGGCCUUGCCAGCCAAAUCCGGGCUGGCUGCUAAAAGGCUCGUUGAAUCUCCCCUUGUGAGGAGUUUUUCGGCUGAAUGUUCAAAAGGGACCGUCAAGGAACCCGUUCAACCGGCAAGUGCUGGGUGCCCGGCCUGCAUGCACCGCGAAUCGCAGAAUCUAUCAGCACAGAAGCGCCAGCUCUCAAAUCUCCA
Effrenium voratum is the source of this 2170-nucleotide messenger RNA. Lineage: Eukaryota; Dinophyceae; Suessiales; Symbiodiniaceae. The record is from the annotation of a GenBank genome assembly.